Molecule: messenger RNA, 2463 nt
Organism: Mauremys reevesii (Reeves's turtle)
Lineage: Eukaryota; Metazoa; Chordata; Testudines; Geoemydidae
Gene: LHX8
Product: LIM homeobox 8
Exons: 10
Coding region: 942-1982 (346 amino acids)
Biological process (GO): regulation of transcription by RNA polymerase II; neuron differentiation; forebrain neuron development
Cellular component (GO): nucleus
Molecular function (GO): DNA-binding transcription factor activity, RNA polymerase II-specific; RNA polymerase II transcription regulatory region sequence-specific DNA binding
Source: RefSeq, a predicted model, not a curated record
AUAGCUAGAAUUUGCUGUGUUUCUCUGGGCGACACAAACGUAUCGGGCUUCGGAGUUCAGUAGAACAGAUAAAACCUACAGUUCACACAUACUCUUGCUUUCCCUGACAUUUGUCUUCUUUGUUAAUACAGAAAGAGGUGUAACCUGAAUCUUUGUUUAGGUUUGGAGGAGAAGCUGUAGCAAACGAUGAAGACAGAGCUUUACCAAAAAAAAAAAAAAAAGUUAGCGGUGCCACAAGACUCUUUGCUGCUUUUUUUUUGGUUUUUUUUUUGUUUGUUUUGUUUUAGAGCAAAAAUCUGGAGCAGGUUUGCUUGUAACGAUAAAGAUCUUAACAUGUACAGAAGGCGGGUUUUACACAAGGAGGUGAGGCUAGAAAGCCAGCAAAAGACUGCGAGGUUGGUUUUUUUUUCGUUGCGAGGUUCCACCCACUUGAAAACAAAACUUUUUUUUCUGAAGGGCCUCUCACCAGUGAAGUUGGGAACAGGAUCUUAAGAACAGCCUUGCAAGUAGUGGCAACAGCCGGGCCUUUGGAGUCUUUAUUUUUUCCCACCCUUUAAAGGUGCUUUUGUGUUUUCUCUGCCGGUGGAAGCGCUGCCCUUUCUGGAGUUGGUAUGUGAUAAGAGGUCCUAGCAGUGCCAUGUAUUGGAAGAGCGAUCAGAUGUUUGUGUGUAAACUGGAAGACAAGGACAUUCCUGCGCUUGGUAUUUCCACUGAGAAGGAACCAAAAAGUGGAUGUUUUCCCCCCUGUAGCUAUAGUGUGAUUUCAGCAAGCUUGGAAAACUAGGAAGUAACUGUGAGGUCUGUGUAUCAAAUCACGCACAUACCCACAUUUUCCGAAACGCAACGUGUGCGUGGAGCUGGGAGGAUUUGUGUAAUAGCGCUCCCGAUUGUAUGGCUUUAAAAAAAUGCUGACCCGCGAUUGAGCAAAGUGCCCGGGGCUCAUGGCCGAGGAGUGCGGGAGAGCGGCGGCCCUGGCGGGGGGAAGGCGGCGGAAGGGCGCCGGGGCAGGGGCGCUGGUGAGCCCCGAGGCAGCAGGGGACGAGGACUCCUGCUCUUCCUCCGCCCCGCUGUCCCCCUCCUCCUCGCCCCGGUCCAUGGCCUCGGCCUCCGGCUGCGCCCCCAGCAAGUGCCUGUGCAGCAGCUGCGGCCUGGAGAUCGUGGACAAGUACCUGCUCAAGGUAAAUGAUCUCUGCUGGCAUGUACGCUGUCUCUCGUGCAGCGUUUGCAGAACCUCUCUAGGAAGGCAUACCAGCUGCUACAUCAAAGAUAAAGAUAUUUUCUGCAAACUUGAUUAUUUCAGGCGGUAUGGAACCCGUUGUUCUCGUUGUGGUAGGCACAUCCAUUCUACUGACUGGGUCCGAAGGGCUAAGGGAAAUGUGUAUCACCUAGCAUGUUUUGCCUGCUUCUCCUGCAAAAGACAGCUUUCCACUGGAGAGGAGUUUGCUUUGGUUGAAGAGAAAGUCCUUUGUAGAGUACAUUAUGAUUGUAUGUUGGACAAUCUAAAAAGAGAAGUUGAAAAUGGGAAUGGGAUUAGUGUGGAAGGAGCAUUACUAACGGAACAAGAUGUUAAUCAUCCGAAACCAGCAAAAAGAGCUCGGACCAGCUUCACAGCGGAUCAACUCCAGGUUAUGCAAGCACAGUUUGCUCAAGACAACAAUCCAGAUGCACAAACGCUCCAAAAACUGGCAGAAAGAACAGGCUUGAGCAGGCGUGUGAUACAGGUGUGGUUUCAAAACUGUAGAGCACGCCAUAAGAAACAUGUUAGUCCUAAUCAUUCAUCGACUGCUCCUGUCACAGCAGUUCAGCCCUCUAGGCUGUCUCCACCAAUGUUAGAAGAAAUGGCAUACUCGGCAUAUGUACCCCAAGAUGGGACAAUGUUAACUGCUCUACAUACCUACAUGGAUGCUCAUUCACCUACAGCACUUGGACUCCAGCCCUUGCUACCCCAUUCAAUGACACAACUGCCAAUAAGUCACACCUAAUUCCUUUCUUUCAGGGAUAAAAGCUAGUAAGGAUGUACUCUUAAGAGUCAUUUAUUGUGUACUAAAAUAUCGUUGAAAAGAUAUUAAUGUAAAUUUUUUAUUUAACAUCCAAAGCAUUUUCAAGACCAUUUUGCUGCCCAAGUACGUAAGUAUAGUUGGCCUGCAAGACACUUUUAUGGAUUCUGCAUAAAUAACUAUAUGUUGUUUACAAGGCUUAUUAAACACCUUUUUUGUAUUGUCUGGAAGUAGUCCACUCUAGUUAUGUAUUUGUUAAUUUAUUCAUCAUCAAGAGCACUUUGCCUAAAAGAAAGGACUGAUAAUUGUGCAAAAUGUUUACAAUUCUUUGUGAAAUUGUAGUUUAUCAUUAGUUUGUAUCUGUAAGUUAUUGUUAUAAAAAGUAUUACCUGUAUUUGAGUUAUAUACAGCCUAUACUUUAAAGCUUAUGUCUGUGAGUUGGCAAAAUAAAUUUCAUUUGCAAAUA